Pseudocercospora fijiensis CIRAD86 is the source of this 3108-nucleotide messenger RNA. RefSeq lists its product as uncharacterized. The record is from RefSeq and is a predicted model, not a curated record. The transcript is spliced from 3 exons. Lineage: Eukaryota; Fungi; Ascomycota; Dothideomycetes; Mycosphaerellales; Mycosphaerellaceae. The coding region runs from base 1 to 3108 and encodes 1035 amino acids.
AUGUCUUCGAACUUCGACCGUGGAACUAAGAGACGUCGCGAGUCGACUGGAUUCCAAGACUCGAAGAAGAAGCGGGGAGCGAAUGGUGUAGAGAACUACGCCUCUGACACGUCUCCUUGCAAUUGCAAGGGCUCUCAGAAAUGCGAGAAAUGCAAUAUGGUGCUACGCAUCAUGAACCAAGAUCGCCUGAAGGGAAUGCCGCCUCCAAUCAGCCCCGAAGCGACCUCUUCUUCGCCGCUCCCAUCAUCGGCUUCGACGGGCAGCAUGAGCACACACAAGGACGAGACCAGCCCAUCUGAGCUUAGGCCACUGGCAGCGGAGACCGAGAUGGAGGUUGACAUCCCAACCGGAGCUUCUGACCCAUUGCCAGACAAUGAGGAUGUUGGCAUGGAAGACGAUCGUGCAGAUGAUGGCGCAGGCAAUGAGCCAGAAGAUGGUGGUAAUGGAAACGAAGAAGCGGAGGCAGAGGCAGGUGAUGCAUCGACUAGACCGGCACGACCCGGACUGCGUCCCAAAGGCGAGCACCGCAUUGUCAUCUCAUUUGAACAUCACGACGGAGCCCCUGGUAGAGAUGUGUAUCCCGGAUACAACAAUGUCGGCGACAAUACGCAAGACACCCGCGACAUCUAUCAAGAACAGCUUCGAAAUGCCAUCGAUAUAGAUAUCACCGGUAAUCUGCGCACCCGAGAAGUCUUGCCAGGCGUGCCCGAUAAGACGCCGAUCUUUGUGCUUGACCUCAAGACCAAGAUGAUCUUGGAAGCUGGCGAACUGUACAAACAGGCUGGUGGGGAUCGCAAUAUUGUGUCCAAAUACUUGGAGAAGGCCAUGGACUUCCGCAUCGGCGAGGCAGAGUUCGCCCGAUUUAUUGUCUGCGAAGACAUCAUCAAGGCUCAUAAACUUCUCAUCUUCGAUCAGGGACUAGCACAAGGUAUCGAAAAGGGCCAGGCUAAUCAAUCUGCAAACAAUGCGCCGGAGAACGGGGAGGAAAAUGAUGAAACUCGCAAGACCUCUACAGAUACGCAAACCCAAGCAGAAUCUGCAACAAUGGAUGAAGAUGACACCACAAUGGUCGAUGCAGAGUCACAGUCUGACUGCGACUCACCAGACCAGAACAUCAAUACUGGAUCAGAGGCCACAGAUAAGGAGGCGAUGGAGAUCGACGAUGGUGAUAGAGCCCUUGUGCUUCAUGCUCAAGCCCGCCAAGCCCGCUAUCCUCCAGUCAACAUCCGCUUUGCACGAGAGGAUCUUCGCCCUUUGGUCCGCGCUCAGGCUCAAUCCGACAAUGAGCGCAGUCGGGCUCAAUAUCCUCAAUUGCAGAACGAUUUUCGGCGGGAAGAUCUUCGCCCAGCCCAGGAUCAGCAGGAACACCAUCCGCCAGCACCAAACGCUGGGCUCAUGCCACAGGACCAGCAGUCUCAGGAUCAACAGGGACAUGGACACCAUGACCAGCUGCAACACGUCCAGCCUAACAUCUUCUUGCCUGGGGCCCAGCCCGGCAUGGGAUUUCCAGCUGCAGGUAUCACGGUCUUCCACACUCAAGGCUUUACACAGACCAAUACAAUCGAGAUCGGAUUCGGUGGCCGCGAUGCUGGUCGAGCCCAGGCCCGGUCUCAGCGUGUAGCUUGGAACACGCACGGCACAACUUAUCUGCCUCAUCGACGACACGGUCUGCCUCGACAUCAUGACGCCCGGUAUAUGGAGCGGGACAAAGCACAUACGCACAAAGAAUGGCCGCCAUCUGGAAAAACCAAUACAACCAGCAAACUCCAAGGAGAUGCUUCGUAUUUGAGGUUGCUCGCCGGCAUGAGAAACUAUCCAACAUUUAGAGAUUGCGAAUUUGCACAAGCCAAGCAAGCCUUCAUCUCCGAAAUUACGAGCAUCUAUUGCGAAUUCGCAACUCAAUCGAAAAUGCCAGGCUCCAAGAGGAACCGUAACAUCUUCGAUAAAUAUGGAAAGACGACGCUAUCAAUCACGCAGACGAUUUUCGGCGCUAAGCACACCAGGUUUUCCGAUGACGAGGAGACGACACCUUCUGCCAAACGCCAAAAGAGAGAACACGAACCAACGAAUUCGACAAUCAAAAUGACUCCCAUCGAGAGCAGCGACAAUGCAGAAGCGACGAGUACUCCAGGAGCAGAUCACAGCUCUGAAUAUGCAUCCAAGCCAGCCUCAAAGACUCGCCGCCUGACCGACCAAGUCAAGCGGAAGCUAAAGAAUCCUGAGGGCACCACUUUGGGAAUGAAUUUGAAGUCCAAGACCCUUACCGGGAGCAAGACCAGCCAGUCUCAGGGACGUGCUAUCAAAGAUGGCAUCAGUCAAGGCUCAUUAGGCACAUCCGAUCCGCAAGAUGUCAAAACGACUCCCGCUGGCCUUUCACACACGGCCGAAGAUAUUCCAUCCACACCCACACCGGAAAAGGCAAGUGCUGAAAGUAUUCACUCAUCCAGCACCAGUGCCUACGAUGCUGGAGAUCCCGAAGAAGGUACUGAUGACGGCAACGACUCUCCAUCGAAUGAUAAGAACCAGAACAGAGAAGAACCAUCUCAAGCCAACGAGCCAGAAGAUUCUCGAGACCAUGACCCAAAGAUAAUUGUCUCUCGUGCUGAAGUAGGCAAGAACUACCACAAGAAAUACAAUUACUUGAGCGAUGACGAGAAAGUCGAACGAGACAACGUUGUACUCUUCCUCAAAAGACGCUGCGGGACUGAGAUCAAGUAUACACAGGAUCUUAUGCCGCUUGAUCGAAUACCAUACAACUGUCCGCACGAGGUCAGCAACCUUGGAAUGCCAUUCCUGAAUGCGCUGAGAAAGAUCUGGAGCCGAGCAGAUUACAAAAAGCAGAAGGUGUUCUAUUGGAUCGACAAUACGGCGAAAACGAAGUACCCUAGUCGUCCGAAUGCAAAACUUGGGUCAGAAGAUAUCAGGCAUGCGGCUGACCUCAUGCGUGACGCUGACGUGAGGGCUGAAACCGUGACAAGGGUUAUGGGUGCUCUUAGUGUUGAUCAUGUUUCUGGAUUCGAAGAGUACGAGAAGAAAGAGAACCUCGAUGAGACAAAGAAGGAUGAAAAGGAGAAGAAAGCCAGGUUUCGACGAUCGGCCGAGUUCUAG